AUGCGAAGCUGUAUCACAUAUGUCACUGGCAUGCUCUCGGAUAUCAUUGAGACCUGGGACUCAAUGAUUACAAUUACAAUGCACAAGCAUCUGGUAGAGAAGUUAAGGCCAGUCUUUGCCAUGAUUCACAGUCUUGAAGGUGUUUCAGAUCAAAGCCUUAAUCAGAAACAGGGGGAAAAGGUGUGCCUGGUGGGUCAAGGAAAGAAGAACCCAAAGCUCCAGUUAAACUUGUUGUCAAGAAAGAACCUAAGUGCAAGGAAAAAUUGUUUAGUGAAGAACCCAUCGUUGAUAACAGUACAGACGAAGAGGAGUUGGACGAACACGAGCUUAAAAGGCGAAAGGCUCGUGAAGCCGAACUGGAUGAGCACCAGUGGAUCAUCCGAGAGGCUAAAGAAAAGGAAAUAG
Messenger RNA from Lactuca virosa, 405 nucleotides. The record is from the annotation of a GenBank genome assembly. Lineage: Eukaryota; Viridiplantae; Streptophyta; Magnoliopsida; Asterales; Asteraceae.